UCUCAGACUGAAUUGGCGGCUCGCCCAUUCUCGGGCUGCGAGGCCUGUGUGCCGGUGAGGUGCCUAAGCGUGUAUGCGGUUGUGAGCGCGGGACUCGGGACCUGGCCCAGGAUGGACAGCCGGAUUCCUUAUGAUGACUACCCAGUGGUUUUCCUGCCUGCCUAUGAGAAUCCCCCAGCAUGGAUUCCACCACAUGAGAGAGUAUACCACCCAGACUACAACAAUGAGUUGACCCAGUUUCUACCCCGAAUUGUCACACUUAAGAAGCCUCCUGGAGCUCAGUUGGGAUUCAACAUCCGAGGAGGAAAGGCUUCACAGCUAGGCAUCUUCAUUUCCAAGGUGAUUCCUGAUUCUGAUGCACAUCGAGCAGGACUUCAAGAAGGGGACCAAGUUCUGGCUGUGAAUGAUGUGGAUUUCCAAGAUAUUGAGCACAGCAAGGCUGUUGAAAUCCUGAAGACAGCCCGUGAAAUCAGCAUGCGUGUGCGCUUCUUUCCCUACAAUUAUCAUCGCCAAAAAGAGAGGACUGUGCACUAGAAAGUUUCAGCUCACUAGCCAGGUGCAGCACAAGCCGGCUGGGCCCCAAGAAAGCCACAUGGGAAAUUCUUUUCUCAGCCCUUUUCUGGCACAAUGGGGGAGAGGACGCAGAGACCUAGGAACCAACUGCAUUACCCACACUGUACUAUCUUUUCAGUUCCCUAGUUUUCUAGAUGAGCUUU
Messenger RNA from Octodon degus (degu), 716 nucleotides. It is a transcript of the gene Pdzd11, whose product is annotated as PDZ domain containing 11. Gene Ontology annotation, cellular component: cell-cell junction; synapse; basolateral plasma membrane. Gene Ontology annotation, molecular function: protein binding. The record is from RefSeq and is a predicted model, not a curated record. Lineage: Eukaryota; Metazoa; Chordata; Mammalia; Rodentia; Octodontidae. Gene Ontology annotation, biological process: protein localization to basolateral plasma membrane; maintenance of epithelial cell apical/basal polarity; neurotransmitter secretion. Bases 112 to 534 code for a protein of 140 amino acids. The transcript is spliced from 7 exons.